AUGCAACACCUGCUGAGAAGGAGAACUCUCUCUGUUUUCGCUCGGGGGAAGUCUGCGGCGCAGCUUCAUGAUGAUGGUGCCGAGACUCGUCCACCGUUUUCGUCAGCUGUUAAUCAUUCUUCUCCUCCUUCUGGGGAUCACGACCUGGCGGAACACCAGUUCCGAAGUCACGCAAGAACAGGGUAGGGAUCUCAGUCUCCGAAAAUCGACCAAUUUUACAAAGGGCGCGUCGGAGGCCCCCCCAGGAGGCGCCAUCGUCCUCGUGCUCAGCUCCGUCGGCCGCAGCGGCUCCUCCUUCCUCGGCGAACUCAUCGCGCAGCUCCCGAACACUUUUUAUAACUUCGAGCCGCUGCACUUCUACGACAGGAGCACCAGGGAGGCGGUGACUCCCCGCCUGGCCUGGGACACCGUCAAGGCCCUCUCCAGCUGCCGGCUCGAGAAGGACUGGCUGAGGGCGACGGCGCGGAGGGGCCUUCUGCGCUCGGAGGCGGGGACGAUCUGCCAGACGGUGGACGCCGGCGAGGCUGCCCGAUGCGCCGGGGAUUUCUGCCGCAACAGGACCCGCCUGGUGCUCAAGACAAUCCGCAUGCGGGUGUCGUGGCUCCCCGAGCUGCUGCUCCACUUCGGCUCAGGGAUGAAGGUCGUCCACCUUGUGCGGGACCCCAGGGCCUCCUUCAGGUCCUGCAUUACCUACGCCUCGUCGCAGAAGGACCACGCGAGAUACUGCCCGCUCAUCCUGGAGGAUCUGUUUAUGGUCGACACAGUGAGGAGGCUUUUCCCGAGGUCGCUGACGUCGGUGAAGUACGAGGACCUGUGCCUCGACGCCGAAGGGGUUGCGACAGACCUCUGGCGGUUCAUCUCCGAGGACAGCGAGGCCGCCCUCCCUCCCUCGUGGUCGGGCUACAUCCAGGACCACACAACCCCCUCCAAGGCCAGCAGAGGACCUUACCAGACCCGGCGAGACUCGCAGAAGGAGGCAGAGCAGUGGCGGCAGGAAAUCGACGAGGAGCUGCUUCUUGGCGUCGAGAAAUCGUGCGGUGAUGUGAUCGACCUUCUGGGCCACAAUAAGUUCCAUUCCUUAGCCAACGUCAGGAAUUGGUCCUUCCCUUUGAGGCGAACACCGGAGGCUUUGUACACGCAGACCGAAGUCUUGUAAAGUGGUGCUGUUUUUGUUGUUACUGUCAUUCUGUGCAUUGAUCGUCUUUGCGAGAGCCUGGGGACUACUUGUUUAUGUGUAACUUCCUUGUCACCAAAUUCUUGCUCUGUGGUCUUCCUUUUGCUUCCAGAGAUAACUUUUAUCUGGAAUACAAAAUUAAAGGAAACAAUAUGCAAUUUUGUCCGACGUGACUAUAGUAAAUGAAAUAAAUAAUUCAAAUUUGGCGCAAGUACUUGUAAUCCUUUUCUUAAACAACAAUAUGCUUCCUCAUGUCAUACUGUAUAUUUCGUUUCAGAUUACACUACUAGCACAAUGGGCCGUGUAUGUGUGUGUUUCAUUACAUUUAUACGUGUUAACAUGCAUACAUACAACGAUUUUUGUUUAAAUUUGUAGGUUCUGAUAUAAAUAUUAUUGUUGUUGCUCUUGUUAAGUUCAUUGAUCCCUUAAGUUCACUCAUGCAUUUGUUUAAUUUAUACCUGAAGUUCAUUCAUACCCUUAUUACAUUCAUACCUUUAGUGCAUGUAGACCUUAAGCCCACUCAUACCUUGAGCUCAUUCAUUUUGUCUCAUUCGUAUCUACAGAAAAGCAUUCGGUAUUUCCAGUUUGCAGUGUAAUCAUUAAGCAUCACAGGUGUAUUUAGGUGUUAUUAUAUGUGUAUCAUUAAGU
Messenger RNA from Penaeus monodon (black tiger shrimp), 1822 nucleotides. RefSeq names its product carbohydrate sulfotransferase 3-like. The record is from RefSeq and is a predicted model, not a curated record. Gene Ontology annotation, molecular function: N-acetylglucosamine 6-O-sulfotransferase activity. The transcript has 8 exons. Lineage: Eukaryota; Metazoa; Arthropoda; Malacostraca; Decapoda; Penaeidae. Bases 68 to 1156 code for a protein of 362 amino acids. Gene Ontology annotation, biological process: N-acetylglucosamine metabolic process; sulfur compound metabolic process.